GAGAUGAUGGAAGGCCAAGCAGUGCAAGCAUCUUUGUUGGUGGUUUUGUCUUGGGAGGAGUCAUAGUUGGUGCACUGGGAUGUGUAUUCGCUUCUCAGAUCAGCAAUGCACUAGCUGGAGUCAACAGAAGAAAUAUAAUGAAGAAACUGCCCAAAUUCAUAUAUGAUGAAGAAAAAGCUUUGGAAAAAAAACGUAAGAUACUGUCUGAGAAGAUUUAUCAACUAAACUUAGCUAUUGAUGAGAUUUCUGCUCAGAUCCGAUCUGAAGAUGCCCCAAAUAGAGUUCCUGUCAACUCCAAUGAAGUAGAAUCUACUGUAUGAAUUCUGUUUUAUUUUAAGUUGUGCUAUUACUGAUCGUUGGUUUCCUUGUAAGGAAGUAAUUAUUGUAAUGUUCUCCAAAUUCUCCUCAAUGAACAGUGUACUACUCUCUGAAUGUUGCAGAUAUUGGAUGAAUAUACAUAUUCUGCCUUGAACUGUGAUGUUGUCUUAUCCUUUGCAUCUGCUGCACUCUCUAUUCCAACCACACAUUCCUUGAAUUCACUUGCAACGAUAAUAUACACGAAGGAAAAAACGAAAUUCAAUCAACUGUAUAAAUACUUGGGGAAGGUGGUUUUUGGUUCUGGUUGCAGCCAUGGCCACUCACGCAGGUCUAGCUCCUUCAAGAAUCCCCACAGGCACCAAGAUUCCAUCUAAGAGCAGCUCCUUCCCAACUCAAUGCAUUUCUAAGAGGCUGGAAGUAGCUGAGUUUUCUGGUCUCCGUUCCAGCUCUUGCGUGACAUAUGCUACAAACGCCAGAGGAACUUCAUUUUCUGAGGUGGUUGCUGCUCAGCUUACUCCUAAGACAGUAGCAUCAACUCCUGUCAGGAGAGAAACAGUUGCCAAAUUGAAGGUUGCAAUCAAUGGAUUUGGACGCAUUGGCAGAAACUUCCUUCGGUGCUGGCAUGGCCGGAAAGACUCACCUCUUGAUGUGGUUGUUGUCAAUGACAGCGGUGGUGUCAAGAAUGCUUCACACUUGUUGAAAUACGAUUCAUUGCUUGGAACUUUCAAAGCAGAAGUCAAAAUUGUGGACGAUACCACCAUUAGCGUUGAUGGCAAGCCAAUCAAGGUUGUCUCUAACAGGGACCCUCUCAAGCUUCCAUGGGCUGAUCUUGGCAUUGACAUUGUCAUUGAGGGAACAGGAGUUUUUGUGGAUGGCCCUGGAGCUGGGAAGCAUAUUCAAGCCGGUGCUAAGAAAGUUAUCAUCACUGCUCCAGCAAAAGGUGCAGACAUUCCAACUUAUGUUGUUGGUGUCAACGAAGGUGAUUACUCUCACGAGGUCUCAAACAUCAUAAGUAAUGCCUCUUGCACCACAAAUUGUUUGGCUCCUUUUGUAAAAGUCAUGGAUGAAGAAUUGGGAAUUGUCAAGGGAACAAUGACAACCACCCAUUCAUAUACUGGAGAUCAGAGACUCUUGGACGCUUCACACCGUGACUUGAGGAGAGCUAGGGCUGCAGCGUUAAACAUAGUCCCAACAAGUACCGGUGCAGCCAAGGCCGUCUCUCUUGUGCUACCCCAGCUCAAGGGCAAGCUCAAUGGUAUUGCACUCCGCGUACCAACUCCAAAUGUUUCAGUUGUUGACCUUGUUGUGAAUGUUGAGAAGAAGGGGAUUACAGCUGAAGAUGUCAAUGCUGCAUUUAGAAAGGCAGCUGAGGGGCCAUUGAAGGGCAUAUUGGCCGUCUGUGAUGUUCCUCUCGUGUCAGUGGACUUUAGAUGCAGCGAUGUUUCUUCUACCAUUGAUUCUUCACUAACCAUGGUUAUGGGAGACGACAUGGUUAAGGUGGUGGCCUGGUAUGACAAUGAAUGGGGAUACAGCCAAAGGGUCGUUGAUUUGGCACAUCUUGUAGCAAGCAAGUGGCCUGGCAUGCCUGCUGCAGGAAGUGGUGAUCCCUUGGAGGACUUCUGCGAGACAAACCCUGGUGAUGAAGAAUGCAAAGUUUAUGAAGCUUAGAUCAUUCCAGUUUUCUUGUCACUAUGUCAGGAUGAAUGCUAUAAUGACCAGGUUUUCGCAGAUGCUUAUUUUGUAAUGAUAGUUGAUUCAUCAUGAACAGAAUAAUCUUUUGAAAUAGCCAAUGCAAUUAAUGCGAUUGCUUCUA
Rubroshorea leprosula is the source of this 2131-nucleotide messenger RNA. The record is from the annotation of a GenBank genome assembly. Lineage: Eukaryota; Viridiplantae; Streptophyta; Magnoliopsida; Malvales; Dipterocarpaceae.